GAACCAGAAACUGUAAAUGUAUUCGAUAAGUAUAAUGAAAAUGAUGGUGAAUUCUCUGAUGAUAACGAUGAUGAAUUCUCUGAUGAUAACGAUGAUGGAGAUUAUUGCGGUUUUUCUGACGAAGAUGAACCAG
Molecule: messenger RNA, 133 nt
Organism: Racocetra persica
Lineage: Eukaryota; Fungi; Glomeromycota; Glomeromycetes; Diversisporales; Gigasporaceae
Source: the annotation of a GenBank genome assembly